AUGGCGCGCCAUGGGUGUGUCACAUACCCCGACCAAGUCAGAGAAAAACUGACAGGCAAGACUAUCCUGAUCAUCGGGUCAAGUAAAGGUGGUCAACGAGGUAUAUGGAGUAUUUUCUCAGACGCAAAAAUCAAGGUCAUUCUGGUUGGACACGGGACUUCAAAUCACGCAGCAGGACAAGUGCAUACAUUUAUCCAGUACGAUUACUUCACAGAUCACUCAGAUAUCGAGAAACAUGCAAUUAACAUAAUCCAACUUCUUGGAGAUCGAGUGAAAGAUAUUGACGGAUGUUUCACCUUUACUGAAGAGGUUUCACCAAUAACGGCUGUCGUAUGUGAGAAACUUCGAGUCAAAGGAUUUCAUCCUGAUGCUGCCAUAGCAGCGUGGAGCAAGCAAAAAACAUCUGAAGCUCUGAGAUCUAAAACAAGGAAUUCAACAUUCAACGCAGAAAAAUAUUCUCCAAUUUCCUAUCGCAUUCAAAGAGGAGAUGAUAUCAAAGAAUGCAAGCAAAUAAUCUAUCCUGCUAUUCUCAAGCUGGAACAGUACGAGAGCUCCAGGGCAGUUGUAAAAGUUGUUUCUGAAGACGACUGCCUUCUACAGUACAACCAAUUACAGAAAGAAUUUAGAGAAUCCUCCUUUGGAGAAACAUUUGGAACGUCAAUGGUCCUCAUGGAACUUCUUGAUGGUCUCUCCUACGAGGUGGACGUGGUGAUUUACGACGGCGAGCUCAUGACUGCAUUUGUUACCGACAUUGGUCUCUACCUCCCUAACAGUUAUGCCUGCACUUCGAUAUGCACUCCUUCUAAUCUGUCAGCAGAACUUCAAGACCAACUGAUGACAGCUGCGCAUCAUUGCUGUUGUAAAGUCGGUUUACUCAAUGGAGUUUUCAACACAGAGUUUAAAAUGACAAGGACCGGUCCGAAACUCGUUGAAAUCAAUGGAAGAGUAGGCAGUUUUCGUAGAUGUAUUAUCUACGAGACCACUCAUGGCGUCAACUUGUGGGAGAUUGCAGCCGCCAUAGCUUGUGGAAUAAAGCCUUGUUUUCCAGAAGUAACCCCAAGAUGCUUUGCUGUCGGAGCCUUUCUUUUCAGUAAAUUUCAUGAAAAACAUUUUCUCGAAGAAGGCGUUGGUUUAAAAUUAAAAGAUAUGGUUGAAGCAAAGGACAUCCUCCUGGUGAUGCAACCCAAGAGAAAAAAGCUGCACUGUGAAGCCGGAGAAUGUCUCAUGCCUUUCUGUCAUCUAGUUGCACUUAACAAAACGAGUAUAAAGUGUGCUAGACAAACGCUCACUCAGCUGUUCCAGGACCUCGGAUUUAACGGGACCGAUUAUGAUAUUGAACGAUUCACAAGUGUGUGGGCAUAAUAUAUAUAGACCUACCAUGUCUUCUAUCAACGUGGCCAUAACAGAUGUGUGAACGAAACCUCUCAAAUAAACUUAACACCGCCUAGAACUACCAUAUAAGGAGCACGCCAGUAUCUUUAUAUAACAAAAAACACUUGUAUAUUAUAUAAAUCAUAAACACUGACUAAAACAACCAUAAAGAAGCACCCAAGUAUUUUUACAUAAAAACAUUUGUAAAUAAUUAAAA
Molecule: messenger RNA, 1588 nt
Organism: Mizuhopecten yessoensis (Yesso scallop)
Lineage: Eukaryota; Metazoa; Mollusca; Bivalvia; Pectinida; Pectinidae
Product: carnosine synthase 1-like
Exons: 2
Coding region: 1-1362 (453 amino acids)
Biological process (GO): carnosine biosynthetic process
Molecular function (GO): ATP binding; ATP hydrolysis activity; carnosine synthase activity
Source: RefSeq, a predicted model, not a curated record